UUUAAGAGGUUAUUGGAAGCGUGAGAGUGUAAAAAUUAAUUAUUAUUUAAUAUUUAGUCUAAUAAUAAAUAAUUAUUUUUAUCAUAAGUAAAUAAAUAAAUAAUAAUUAUAAAUAAUGUCUGAUAAUGAUAGUGAAGAUUUUUUAUUACAAAAACACAAGAAAGAACGUAAAGAAUUACAAGCACAAAUUCAAGUAUUAAAAAAAUCAGUUUGUAAAGGCGACAAGAAAAAAAAACGUGAGACAACAGAACGUAUUGCACAAUUAGAAUCAGAUCUAGACAGACGUCAUGAUGAAGAAUUAAAUAACUACAAAUUAUCACAAAUAACUUUGACUGGUUUACCGACAAAGGAAACAAUAAUACUGCCAACUGAUGACGACACAAACGUCAACGACAAUGAUAAUGACGACAACAAAGCAGAAACGAACCCGCAAAAAAUAUCAAAGGCACAAAAACGUCGUGACAAGAAAGCCCUGGCGGAGCGGGAACGGAAUCAGCGAAUCAUCGAAGCGGAAGCGCUCAAUGUCUUUGGGAAACGGAACCUUGAGAUCCAGACGAUCAAAAAAAUUCUUGUGGAACGAGACCUGAUGAUCUAUGAGAUACCCAGUGAUGGGCAUUGUCUGUACAACGCGGUGUCGCAUCAGCUGAAGGUCAUCGGGUCGCCCAUGAGACUGGAAGACCUGAGACAGAAAACUGCCGAGUACUUGCGCGGGAACGUCAAUGACUUCCUGCCCUUCCUGACAAAUCCGGACUCGGACGACGCUCUGACGGAGGAACAGUACCAGCAGUACUGCGACAACGUCGAGUCGACGAGUGCCUGGGGAGGCGCCAUCGAGCUGCAAGUGCUCUCACGAAUUCUCAGCUGCCCUAUCGAAGUCGUCCAGGCUACUGGGAGUCCUUAUAUUGUUGGAGAUGAGUUUGAAAGCUGUAAGAAAAUAACUUUGACUUACCAUCGGCACAUGUAUGAACUCGGCGCUCACUACAAUUCUGUUACCAAGUUUGUUAAAGAUGACAAUGAGGACAGUUGAUUUUACUUUUAAUUACUGCGUUAUUUAUUUUUAAUUUUGUCAGUUCAAUUUUCUCUGACAUUUGUCAGCUCGACACUGAAAUUAGCCGACUAGUUUUUGGAUUUUUUUAAAAACGAUAAAUUAUUCAAAAA
Messenger RNA from Microplitis mediator, 1158 nucleotides. Its product is annotated as deubiquitinase OTUD6B. The coding region runs from base 116 to 1027 and encodes 303 amino acids. The transcript has 2 exons. Gene Ontology annotation, biological process: protein deubiquitination. Gene Ontology annotation, molecular function: cysteine-type deubiquitinase activity. The record is from RefSeq and is a predicted model, not a curated record. NCBI's taxonomy places the organism in Eukaryota, Metazoa, Arthropoda, Insecta, Hymenoptera, Braconidae.